AUGAGAUUCGGGCACUUUGCUCUCUUGGCUGCUGCCUCUGUGUCGGCAUCCCCGCUGAAGAAGGCAAAGAAGGCUUCUUCAUUUGAGUGGUUUGGGGCCAACGAAUCUGGUGCUGAGUUUGGCACAGACGUGUUUCCUGGUGUCUAUGGAACCGACUAUAUUUUCCCCAGCACGAGCACCAUUCAAACCUUGAUCAAUGAUGGCAUGAACAUCUUCCGUGUAAAUUUCUACAUGGAACGGCUAGUCCCGACUGUCAUGACGGGAUCUUUUGAUGCGGAGUACCUGAGCAACUUGACAUAUGUGGUAGACUACAUCACGAACGCAGGUGCCCACGCGGUUCUGGACCCACACAACUUUGGUCGAUACUAUGACGACAUCAUCACAAGCACCUCAGACUUCCAGACGUUCUGGCAAAACGUUGCAGGACAAUUCAAGUCGAACGAGUUGGUGAUUUUUGAUACCAACAACGAGUACCACGACAUGGACCAAACCCUCGUCCUAGAUCUCAACCAAGCUGCCAUCAACGGCAUCCGCGCGGCCGGCGCAACAAGUCAAUACAUUUUCGUCGAAGGCAAUUCUUACACAGGCGCCUGGACCUGGACAGAGUACAACGAUAACCUCGUCAACCUCACAGACACAGAAGACAAGAUCGUCUACGAGAUGCACCAGUACCUUGACUCGGAUGGAUCGGGUACGAGUGCGACUUGCGUGUCGAGCACGAUCGGUCAGGAGCGCGUGGAGUCCGCGACAGCGUGGCUUAUCGCCAACAACAAGGUCGGUAUAUUGGGGGAAUUUGCUGGUGGCGUGAACACCGUUUGCGAAGAGGCAAUUACGGGGAUGUUGACUUAUUUGGAGGAUAAUUCGGCGGUUUGGAAGGGUGCUAUGUGGUGGGCGGCGGGUCCGUGGUGGGGAGAUUACAUUUUCAGUAUUGAGCCGCCCACUGGAGUAGCUUAUACAGGGCUGUUGUCGACGUUGGAGCCAUACUUUGCCUAA
Messenger RNA from Penicillium verhagenii, 993 nucleotides. RefSeq names its product glycoside hydrolase family 5 protein. Lineage: Eukaryota; Fungi; Ascomycota; Eurotiomycetes; Eurotiales; Aspergillaceae. Gene Ontology annotation, molecular function: hydrolase activity, hydrolyzing O-glycosyl compounds. The transcript is spliced from 6 exons. The record is from RefSeq and is a predicted model, not a curated record. The coding region runs from base 1 to 993 and encodes 330 amino acids. Gene Ontology annotation, biological process: glucan catabolic process.